AUGUUUGAGAAAACCGUCUUGGACUUCUCUCCUGCCGUCUGCAAGUCGAAGGGGACUCCGCGGUGUUUUUUUUUUAUUUCAGACGCGGGAAGUGUCACAUGGUAUGAGCCUCCUCCAAUCGAGACAACAUCAGAUCACAGCAUAGAGCUGACCGCGGACAGUAGACAACUUCUUGAAGGAUCUACUCAUGUACAACUGAGCUGGAACUUCAGUCUGACGCCAGACUUAAGUCCGAGUUCGGUAAUUCUUAGACUUAACAGUGUACAAGUUGCCGUUGUCGUGCUAUUAUCAGGAGUAGCUGGAAUAACAUCAGGUUUUGAGCGAAGGUUCAAUUUCACAUGGAUUUCCCAGAGAGCCACUUUGAUUAUUUUCAAUGUGACUGAAGAGGAUGAUGGAGAAUUUACCUGUCACCUGAGUACUUUCCAAGGAGUAGACCAGAAAUUGUGGAAACGCAAGAUGAAAGUGGAAGUUAUAGCAUUCUUUUCAGUUGAAACCAGUUUUACCAGCAGUCCCAGCAGUCCCAGUGGUGACCAGACUGUCAAUGAAGGUUCAAAUCUGACUUUGUUUUGUGACGCAAGUGGUAAACCAACUCCAAAUGUGAGUUGGAGUAGAGUAUUAAAGAACGGUACAGAUGGUGAUGUAGUGUUCUUUGGAAACCCUUGGGUCAUUCUAAACAUCAGCAGAACUGGCACUGGAACAUACCGCU
Orbicella faveolata is the source of this 706-nucleotide messenger RNA. Its product is annotated as vascular cell adhesion protein 1-like. NCBI's taxonomy places the organism in Eukaryota, Metazoa, Cnidaria, Anthozoa, Scleractinia, Merulinidae. The record is from RefSeq and is a predicted model, not a curated record.